AUGCCUCCUACCUUACCACGCCAAAGUCAAAUUGAAAACCAAGCCUUGCUGGACAAGUGGGCUCCAACACGUGGAGAGUACUUCACUACUAGAGAUUCGGAUCGCGCCUUGUGCGCCCGUUUGGAGAAUAAACGGUUUGUUCUACACCGGAGGUUGUCCGAACUUCGAAUAGCUAUUCGGUCCGAGGAUGAUGGAGAUGAAAAUCAAUGUAGACUGGUGGAUGAGGUUCUGUUCAACGCAGUUUGA
Opisthorchis viverrini is the source of this 246-nucleotide messenger RNA. RefSeq lists its product as hypothetical. The transcript has a single exon. Lineage: Eukaryota; Metazoa; Platyhelminthes; Trematoda; Opisthorchiida; Opisthorchiidae. Bases 1 to 246 code for a protein of 81 amino acids. The record is from RefSeq and is a predicted model, not a curated record.